Messenger RNA from Scleropages formosus (Asian bonytongue), 5151 nucleotides. RefSeq names its product un-named hu7910. Gene Ontology annotation, molecular function: peptidyl-aspartic acid 3-dioxygenase activity; protein binding. The transcript is spliced from 33 exons. Bases 562 to 3633 code for a protein of 1023 amino acids. The record is from RefSeq and is a predicted model, not a curated record. Gene Ontology annotation, biological process: peptidyl-aspartic acid hydroxylation. Gene Ontology annotation, cellular component: endoplasmic reticulum; membrane. NCBI's taxonomy places the organism in Eukaryota, Metazoa, Chordata, Actinopteri, Osteoglossiformes, Osteoglossidae.
UCAUUGAAAAAUAAUAAGUCAAGUGUGAUGGAACUAGAAUCAUUAGUGUUUAACUUCCGGGAGAGAAUUAAAGUGGUUAAAUGAGGUGUGAAUUUUAAAACACAGUCAGUACUUAGUUCUGCUGGCCUUUAGCCUUGCUUUACCACAUCGUGUACAGAAGUGUCUCGUGGUUAAAUGAAUGCGGUUGGCGACAUGCAAGUGUCCGCGCGCGAGAGAGAGAGAGAGAGAGAGAGAGAGAGAUGCACGAACACAAGUGUCUCUAUCUCGUUCCGCGUGGGAUUUAGGGCACUGGCUAAAAGCAAGCAAGUUCCCACCCGUGGACCGCGGAAGAGGGCGCUUCCAAGCUCUAUUCCCAGGCCACUCGCGCUUACGUAAGCAUUUCAGUUGUUUUCGGACCCGUUUCCGAGCUCUCGCGAUGACAGACAUCUUCCAUUUUGCCACGUUCGCGUGCUGGCAGGAUACGGGAAUCGCGAGGCGGUUCUAACCCGCGGCCAUCCACACGAUUGAAUCAGGCACACACCUCUGAGCAUCUAUUGGACAGGUCAUAGCAUUUUCCCGCCCAUGGGAGCCUUUCCUGUCCCCUCAUUGGUUGAAGUCAGAGUCACACACGUGUCAGGCGCUGCAGUGGGUUUUGCUUCAGGAGGGCAAAGGGGUUUGAUUUUUUUUUUUAAGGAUUCACUACUGUUAGAAUUUGGGAGGAACGGAUCGACUCGCACGGCACCAUUAUUUUUUGAGAAAUUUGCAGUGUAUUACUUUCUUGAAAUGGCUCAGAAGAAGAACUCAAAAGGACAAACCAAAAAAGAUGCAAAGCCAGCUGGUAAGAAUGGCAAGAAGGCGGAGGGGUCGUCAGGGAGCUCUUUCUUCACCUGGUUCAUGGUACUGGCCCUGCUGGGGGUCUGGACGUCUGUGGCCGUGGUCUGGUUCGGCCUCGUGGACUACGACGACGUGCUGGCCAAGGCAAAGGAGUUCCGUUAUAACAUUUCAGAGGUGUUGCAAGGUAAACUCGGCGCCUAUGACGCGGAUGGUGACGGCGACUUUGACGUAGAAGACGCCAAAGUUCUUCUAGGGCUGAAGGAGACGCCUGCCGCCGCAGAGGUGCGCGACUCUUCGCAGUUCAUCCCGGAGCCGCUCAUGAAAGAGCCAGAACCUGAGCCAGAGCAUCAGUCAGAACCUGAGGCAAUAGUGGAGGAAGAGGUGGUGCAGAGUUGGGUGCAGGAUACAGCCCAGACACCUCCAGAGCCAGCUGUAGAGGAACCAGAUGUGUCAGAGGAGCCGGUGAUGGAGCUGGAGGCGGAGCAGGAGGAUGCAGAGCCAGCGGAGGAUGAGGAGGAAGUUGAUGAGGAGGUGCUUGAAGAGGAAGAGGAGGUGGUGGAGACUGAAGAGGCCCAGGUAGAGGAACCUGUGGAAGUAGCUGAGGAGCUGGAGGAAAAGGAGUCACAAGGUGAAGCUCAAACUGUGGAGGUGGAGCCUGAGCCAGAGGCGGAUCCUGAAGCCUACGCAGAGCCAGAGGUGGAGCCAGAGGUGGAGCCAGAGGUGGAGCCAGAGGUGGAGCCAGAGGUGGAGCCAGAGGUAGAGGUGGAGCCAGAGGCAGAGGCGGAGCUUGAGGCAGAGGUGGAGCUAGAAACAGAGGCGGAGCCAGAGUUAGAGGUGGAGGCUGAGCCAGAAGCAGAGGCUGAGCCAGAAGCAGAGGCUGAGCCUGUUUAUGAAGAACAUCAGGAGGGCACCACCGAGCAGGAAGCACCUGUCAAAGAGGAAGCAGAACCAGAACGAGAACCAGAUGUGGAUACUGAAGAGUUUGCAGGUGAAGAUGUCCCAGCUCUCGAGGACAGUGACAUCCAAGAAACCACUGACGUCUCCGAGGGCACCGAUGACGAUGUCCAUGGAUCUCAGAGCACGGAUGUGGAAUCUGAAAUCCAAGCCGCAGUUCCCCUUCCGGAGAUACUGGACGAGGAGUUUGACUCAGUUGACAGGCAGAGCGAUGAUACUGAUGCUCAUCCGUAUGAGGACCACACAGACGAUGUCAUAGACACGCAAGGAGAAGUCAUUGAGGAAGAGCAGCCUGUGGAAACAGAAGCAGAGUCAGAAGAAGAGCAGGAGGCCUCCCACUCGGAGUCGGAUGUGGAAACAGAGGCCGAAGCAGAAUCAAUAUCGGAGUCCGAAGCAGAUGAAGCUGCUAGAGAAGAACCACCAGAAGAGCUACCAGAGGAGGAACCGGCAGAGAAGCAGCCAGAGGUGGAGGCAGCAGAGGAGCAUGUGGAGCCAGAGGACCACCAUCGAGAGGAAGCUGCAGGAACUGCCGAGGCUCAGCAGGAGGAGAAAUCCAAAGAAAAAGCCAAGAAGAAGAAGCCCAAACUGCUAAAUAAAUUCGAUAAAACCAUCAAAGCGGAGAUCGACGCUGCGGAAAAGCUGCGCAAAAAGGGAAAAGUUGAAGAUGCCAUGCGGGCCUUUGAAGCCCUGGUCGAGAAAUACCCCGGGAGCCCCAGGUGCCGCUAUGGGAAAGCACAGUCCGAGGACGACCUUGCCGAGAAGAUGCGCAGCAACGACAUUCUGCAGCGCGCCAUCAACACCUACAGGGAGGCGGCAGAGCUGCCCGGGGCGCCGGCCGACCUGGUCAAGAUCGCGUUGAAGAGGCGGGCGGAGAGACAGCAGUUCCUGGGUCGGAUGCGUAGUGCCCUGGCCACCCUGGAGAAACUGGUGCAGAUCUUUCCAGAAGACACCUCCUUGAAAAAUGACCUGGGAGUGGGGUACCUGCUCCUAGGCGACAACAAGAGCGCUAAGAAAGUGUACGAGAAGGUCCUGGCGGAGGCGCCUGAGGAUGGCUUCGCCAAAGUGCAUUACGGCUUCAUUCUCAAAUCGGAGAACAAGAUCGCUGAGAGCAUCCCCUUCCUGCGGGAGGGACUCGAGUCUGGGGACCCAGGCACGGAUGACGGGAGGUUCUACUUUCACCUGGGCGAUGCCCUGCAGCGAGUUGGAGAUGACAGCGCCUACAAAUGGUACGAGCUCGGGCACCAGAGGGGCCACUUUGCAUCCGUAUGGCAGCGGUCGCUCUACAACGUGGACGGACUGAGGGCUCAGCCCUGGUGGACGCCCAAAGAGACUGGUUACACAGACCUCGUGAAGACACUGGAGCGCAACUGGAGGACGAUCCGGGACGAGGCCCUCGCGGUGAUGGACGCAACCAGCGGUCUCUUCUUGCCCGAGGAUGAGAACCUGCGGGAGAAGGGCGAGUGGGGCCAGUUUACACUCUGGCAGCAGGGUAGAAAGGUGGACAAGUCUUGCCAAAGUGUGCCCAAGACCUGUGCCCUAAUGGAGCGCUACCCGGAGGCCACGGGCUGCAAAAGGGGGCAGAUCAAGUACUCAGUGAUGCAUCCAGGGACCCACGUCUGGCCCCACACGGGCCCCACCAACUGCCGGCUGCGGAUGCAUCUCGGCCUGGUCAUCCCUUCCCAGGGGUGUCGGAUCCGCUGCACCAACGAGACCAGGGCCUGGGAGGAGGGGAAAGUGCUCAUCUUCGAUGACUCCUUCGAGCAUGAGGUGUGGCAGGAGGCGGACCGCUACCGGCUCAUUUUCAUCGUGGAUGUUUGGCACCCGGAGCUCACGCAGUACCAGAGGAAGACUCUGUCGCCCAUUUAAAAGACAGGCGGGCGGGUCACUGACUGUAAUUCACCGUUAAGGCUGCUGAUUCACACGUUUAGGUAGGAACCCGUGUAGCACACCCCUGCGGAGGAAAUCAAAGGGAUCGCUUUUCCGUAACAUUUCUUCAGGUUGCUCAUACAGGGAAGCCAUUCUGUAGACACGCUUGUACUUCGACUACUGCACAAUCAGUUUUUUUUUUCUUUUUUUUUUUUUAAAUAGAAUUUUUUUUUAUUAUGCGGUACUUUAGAAGUAUAUAAUCGCAUCCAAAAUGGAAGCUAAGCAAACGAAUACAAAUAUCCCGCAGAGCCGGCCAGUGGACAAAUAUGGCCUGGAUGCUCUCAGCGUGGGAAGAAAGGGCUUGAUUGCGAUUCGUAUUUGUCGCCGAAUGGGAAUCGUUUCAAAGCUCCGACUCUUGAAACCGGUGCCGAUAAGACAAAUUGGGACAUCUGGUUGCCUUUGGCUCAGCUUCCUCGUUCUUGUUACCAAUCCUGCUGCUGUUUAUAAUUAUUAUUAAACACAGCAAAAUUACUACCAGCCGUCCAAAACUCCAAAGCAUCCAAAUGAAUAGCAGUUUUUUUUUUUUCCUCCCCGUUUUCAGUAAUGGGCCGUUUUGUCGUAGCAGGUCUCGGCAACUAAAAACUGGAGGAUUUUCAAAGCUGCGGCAAAUAAGGCUUGUUCACAGAAUUAGCAUGAUAUUUACAUAUUAAUACCUACUUGAUGUUCACUCGCGGGUGUUAGGCGUGAGGAAAUGCUGAGUUUGUCGGGAAUUGAUACGACCGCAUUUUUCCGUAAUUCAUGCAGAGUUCUGUCCUAAAAUUUUUUAUGUGAUUUUAUAGCGCAAUUGUCACAGUUUUGACAGGGUUUUCGUACUGCAGUCAGCCCAUGUCUGUUGUAAUUUAGCGCUUCCAUGUGCAUAAAACUCUACAGGUUAGUUUUAUAGCUGCCGGGCCGCUCGCACAGAUGCAGCUUCACAAUUCAGCAGUGGGCUGUAGUAAUGUUCAUAAUAACAGAACUAGGGAUACCGCACAGCUGGUCAUGAAGUUAAAACACUACUUAAAUGUUCACACAGGCGAUAUAAUAAGUAAUUUCUCUUUCGACACUUUCUCGCUAUUAAUGCUCCUCAUUUUUGCAAGGAUCAGUAUCUUUAGAAAACCCCCAAAUAGUCUUGUGGUAUGGUGGAUGUGGUAAUGAACCAGAUUCGUUUUACAGGUGCAAGGAAUUAAUACCAUUUGCGUUAUCUUUUGUGCCUUUUACUUUGCGGUAAUGUAUCAUGUACAAGAAAUACACAUGCGUGGUCCCAACAGGGAAUCGGCGUCACUUCUUUAAUGUGAACAGAUAAUUGCACUCGUGAAAAAAUAUUAUAUUUUAAGGUGUUGAAGUACAUGGUUUUUUCAGUUGUAUCAAUGGAUUUUUUUUAAACUUAUUUUUAAUGCACAUUUUUGUAUGCCUGUAUUAUAGCAUGUUUUGUAAAGCUGUACUACAUUCUGGAAUUAGAUUUCUUCCCCACGCACCUUA